This is a messenger RNA of Elaeis guineensis (African oil palm), 1820 nucleotides long. RefSeq lists its product as uncharacterized. NCBI's taxonomy places the organism in Eukaryota, Viridiplantae, Streptophyta, Magnoliopsida, Arecales, Arecaceae. The record is from RefSeq and is a predicted model, not a curated record.
GCCCACAUCGCCCUCGUCUCCGCUCUCGCUCGCCACCGCCGUGAUCCUCCUGUCCCGCAUGCCCUGGCGACGGCCUCCACCCGGCGCCCUACACAUCCUCCUCCUCGGAUGCCUCUCGGCCGUCGCUGUCCUCCGCCCUCCUCCUUUACUUCCCACGAUUGAGGUGCUCGAACUCAUGGCGGCCACGCUUUCUUAUACGGGCCCUUUAUCCACGGUCGCCGCCGCAGCGCCGAACUAACGGAGGUUCCGUUAUUCCCGCUUCGUUCCUAUCCGGUCUUGCUUGCUUUGAGAUUCUAACUUUGGCUGACAUGGCGCAAUAUAAGGAUCCGUCCAUAUGAUCUAUUUAGUACGGCGGACACCAAGCCUCAAAAGCUUGCCUUUGGGGCGAGCACGGUACUUAAUUGGAAUCCACUCAUCACCAUCACGAGCACCUAGCUAAAUAUCGGAUCCGAUCUCUUGGGCUAUCUUAAAUUCUUCAGUGAGAUUGCGUUCGUUUGUGUGCCCGAUGGUUUUUUCGGCCUCUCGAGACAUUCGGAGAAGACCCUAAAUCCAGAGUGACUGAGAUGGCCGACAAGCCAAGCCGGGCGCUGGUGAUAUACGGGGACGGCCACGCUCCUCUGCUCUCUCCCUCUCAUGCCCAUCUCAAUUCAUUUGCCUCUCGGGCCUCCUGCGGCUUUCUUUCGCUACGGACUCCCCCUCCCACCGUCUCAGAGUCUGAAGAUGACAGAGUGGUUAGAGAACUAGCACAGUUAUUGGACGCAUAUGAUUUCUAUACAGCAAGGAAUGGACAACAUGAAGAAGCAGAUGCUUAUGCGAAUCCGAAGGAAUCUUCCAUCCUGACAGUGUCACAGAGGUUUAAUGGUUUGAGAGCUGCUAUAAUUACUGCUUGCCCAAAUGUUAGAUCUUUUGCUAGAGAGCUUGGUUUCAGUGUGUUGAAAAUUGAUGAGUUGAUCAUGCAAAAUGAUCCCUUUGAGAAACACCCUCAAGAACUUCCUGAAGAAUUAACAUCUAAGUUACUAAAGUUGCUAGGCUUUGCUGGAGGGAAAGUUCUUGAAAAAAGCGAGUUUGAUCUCGUGAUUUUGCACAUCAGAACUAGUGAAAAGUCAAAAGAUCUGAAAGAAAAGAUGGUCGAUGGCACUGGUGUUGAUUGGCUCAACAUGCUUAUAGGUGGAAUUAUGCAAGCAACACAGCCUGGAUUAGAUAUUGCUUCUCGUCUACACUUCUCGAUCAUAUUGAGUUAUGGAACUGUUUCUGCAAGCCAGGAUAGUUGCUCCUUUAUUUUGAACUCUGGAACAGAAACAAAUUCCAGUCUAUCUUUUCUUCGCCCUUGUCAAAGUUAUAACAUGAAAGGAGGAAAAAUAUUAGAUGGCAUCAGGCGUCACCAUCCAAUGCUAAUUGCGCAAUGGCAGGAGGGAGUAACCCGCAGGGAUAUGGCUAUGGAAUUCUCUUUUAAAGAAUUUAAGGAGCGUGGUGGAAAUCUUGCUAUACUUGCAGACAGAUUCCUGCACGAGGUGGCAUUUAAGCUUUGGAAGGCACCUAAAUAUGGAGCUUGAUGCUAUCAUUCAUGAAGGUGCAAUUUCUUAAAUAACUAACCUGUUCUCAGACUUGUAAAACCGUAAGUAUGUUUAAGUGUCUCCGCAACUUCCGGGUCAUCUGGCCAUUUUGCUUUCAGAGUUUGUCAUAAAUCACUUAUGAGACUCUGAGUUAAUCCUUCCAAGAAUAAGACUCUUUUGUACUUUCACUGUCCCUUCUGUUUAAGUAUUAACUUUUUUCUUACAAAAGUAGGAAUAGGCCUCUAAAAUCUCAGAAUAUUUUCUUUA